This is a messenger RNA of Prorocentrum cordatum, 1067 nucleotides long. Lineage: Eukaryota; Dinophyceae; Prorocentrales; Prorocentraceae. The record is from the annotation of a GenBank genome assembly.
GGCGGUCCCGCUGGGCGGCGAUGGCGCCCGCCAGCGCGGCCGUGCCCUCGAUCCGGGAGUCCCUGCAGGCCUUCAACGGCAUGCACAGCGCCGCUGAUGUGCCCGCCACGCUGGGAGCCUGGCAGGACUCGGUGAAGCGCUGGUACCAGGAAGUAUUCUCCGGGGGCAGCGUCCACGCGGAGCGGGAUCAGAUCAGGCCCGCCGCCCGCCGCCCGAACACCUCGGACAUGGUUUCCAUGCCCGCGAGCCCCCAGGUCUCGCGCAGGGAACUGCCCGCGAGGGGAGGCUCGCAGAGGCGCGCCGCCUCCUGCAACGGCCCGAGGGCCAAGGGCGAGCCGCCGGACAGCCGCCGCGCCCCCUCGCCGAAGGCCGGGCCGGACCCGAGGUCUACUAUGCGAAUGCGCUCGGCAGGAAUGGGCAUGUCGCCAAGCAUGUCCAAGCGCGACAUCACGCCGAGCACGUCGGCUGGUGCUUCCGCACAGGGGCGGAGUUUCCCGGACGACCUGCCGUCGACCGAGGCUUCCAUGCCCUCGGCCACGCGCGCGAACGGCUCCUACGCCGUGGACAUGGAGGACUUGCUGGACCAGCACGUGGCGUACUACCUCCGGACGCACCCCGAGGCACGCGGGAGGCACGCCGUGUCGCGCAAUCAGCCGGGAGUGUACCUGCUCGAUGGCCGAGAGGUCGAGGUCGAGUGGCAGCACGCGCCCGAGCCUGGCGGGCAGGGCUUCCUGGUCGUCGUUGACGGGCCGCUGCGCCAGCCUUUUUCGGACUACAUGGAGGACACGGAGGCCAACGCGACGUACGAGGAUCGAGACAUCAAGGCUGCAGCCUUACAUACGAUCCCCAAGGAGCACCGGAUCUCCUUCAACGACCAGCACAAGGUCUACUCCCGGCUGGAGGCGAUGAAGGUUGCCAAGGAGCAGGCAAUCGUGCGCGAGCGGGCCGCGGUGUGUGUGAAGGAUGGCGUAGAUGUGCCUGGUGACAUCAUGGCCAAGUACAGGAAAACCAUCAAUCAGAAACUGGGCAUCCGGGCCCCGCAGCGGCCUGCCAGCCCGCCCCGCGGC